Molecule: messenger RNA, 1697 nt
Organism: Lytechinus variegatus (green sea urchin)
Lineage: Eukaryota; Metazoa; Echinodermata; Echinoidea; Temnopleuroida; Toxopneustidae
Exons: 2
Coding region: 158-1594 (478 amino acids)
Source: RefSeq, a predicted model, not a curated record
UUCGUUAACUUCGGUGACGAGAAUUCAGAUAGUAUCUGAUUCGAGUCACGUGAGAUCCCGUUCGCGCGCAAAACCGUCAUUACGUUCGUUCGCUGAAAUCGUUCAUACACGUGUGGAUUUAUUUCUUGGAUUAUAUUCCCCGAAUUUGUUGGAUAUCAUGGCUGAUUUGCCUGACAAGAAGAUGAAUUCUUCGUCUAGUGAGCUGUGCGAGCCUCAGGCAAGCCCAGCAAAACCUGCUAAGAAAAAACAAGUGAAAAAGAGCUCAGAACUUAGCAAGCAGAAAUCUACCCCGACCGCAAAGAAGUCGGCGGCAAAUUCACCUAGCGGACAGCCACAGGCUGAUCCCCCCGCGGCCAACGGGCGGGCCAAGCCCGACCCGCCCGCUAAACGUCCGACAGCCGGUACGGCGAAAUCACCGGAGUUGGCUCAACCCGGUUUGGAUUCAAGACUUAGCAGACUUGAAUCAAUGUUCGAGAGGGUCAUGGAGUCUAUGGAACGACCACAGAGGCGAACCCACUCUCGAUCUCGAUCUGACGAAGACCAAGAGGACAAUAUCAGCAUUUUCAGUGAAUCUGAAGCUGACCAGCGAGAAUGUGUUGAACCACGUCGCAACUUCAGACCGCGUGGCCAAUCGGCUCCGGUCAUUGAUUUGGCUGACAAUAGCAGCGUUGCUAACUUUUUAUCAAGCAAUGAUGACGCUGACAGCGUUUUCUCUAUGGACAUGGCUGAUCACGUAGACAGUCAGGGUAGAACCAAGGAUAAGUCAGAGUUCAAAAUACCAAUGUUGGCCCAAAAGUUUGCCGCCCCUUCAGACAUUGGACAGCCCCUCGAUGAGGAUUUGGCGGACACGAUCACAUUCAUGAUGGGCCAAAAACUUGACAAAAAACAGUUGGAUGAUGCAUCAGCCCGUUACCUUUGUCCUGGAAAUUGUUCUACCUUGGUUGCCCCUAAGGUUAACCCCACCAUCUGGGAUAACAUGAAGACAAGCACUCGUCGGCGGGAUUUGAGACUACAAAUGGUCCAAUCCUCACUUGUGAAAGGGAUAACUGCCUUUGCGCAAUCUCUUCCCUCCGGAUCAAUUCCCUCAGAACAACAACAAGAUGCUUUAGCUUUUCUGUGUGAUGCUAACUUUGCCCUCAAUUGUCUGAGAAAGGACUGCAUCAAGCCCGAUAUGAACCCUGCCUUUCACCAUCUUUGUAAACCUCAACACAAAGUAACAAAGUUACUCUUCGGUGAAGAUUUGGGUCGCCAAGUCAAAGAGAUAACCGAAGAAAGAAAGACAAUGUCUGGAAUCAUGAGACAAAAGCUUGGGAAAGACCAACGCUACAAUCCCUACAACAAAAAGCAAGAAUCCAUGUCACAUGGCGGUUUUCCUGCUAGCUCGACUCAUCAAUCGAGACGAGAUGACCACUCCUACAAGCCAAAUAGGAAAUCAGCCUCCUCUACUGGUCAGCCUUUUUUAGGGAAAACAGGGCCUCCCCAUCAGAAGGGGAAAUACAAAGACCCCCCUCCACACACCUACACCCCCUCAGCUGCGGCAGGGAGGGACACAAGCAGACACCAGCACCAGUACUGGCCGAGCCAGAGGAAGUAACCAACUCACCACCUCAUUCAGACAAGAGUUGGAGCAACUAUUUCAUAACUCAAGGAAUUUCAAAAGACACUGCCAACAUUAUGUCGGCUGGAUGGAGAGCAUC